Leptopilina heterotoma is the source of this 1911-nucleotide messenger RNA. RefSeq names its product ATP-dependent DNA helicase pif1-like. The record is from RefSeq and is a predicted model, not a curated record. The transcript has a single exon. Gene Ontology annotation, biological process: telomere maintenance; DNA repair. Bases 1 to 1911 code for a protein of 636 amino acids. Gene Ontology annotation, molecular function: DNA helicase activity. NCBI's taxonomy places the organism in Eukaryota, Metazoa, Arthropoda, Insecta, Hymenoptera, Figitidae.
AUGUAUUUUGUAAGUCCAAAAGAUAUUGAAAGAUAUUGGUUGAGAACUUUACUACUUUAUGUACGUGGUGCUAAAUCAUUUGAAGAUGUAAGAACGUAUGAAGGUAUAAGAUAUAAUUCUUUUACGGAAGCAGCUCGUGCCAGAAAUUUAAUGGUUGAUGAUAAUGAAUGGGAUAAUUGUUUAACUGAAGCUGUAAACUUGAAAUUUCCUAAAGAACUUUGUAGAUUAUUUGCAUACAUAUGUGUAUUUGGAUUGCCUGCGAAUGCUAUUGAUUUAUGGAAUAAAUAUAAAGAUGAUAUGAUUUUUGAUAAUAAUUUACCAGCGGAGGUAUCAAUUCAAAAGUCGUUAAUUUUAAUUAAUGAAGUACUUAAUUUUCAUGGAUUUUCAUUACAUCAAUUUGGUUUGCCUAAUAUAGAUCAGAAACUUCUUGAACAAUAUAAUUCUGUAGAUACGGAAAAUAAUGCAUUAGCAUUAAAAUUGCUUAAAGAAGAAUCUAAUAUUCUUAUUGAAAGUUUAAAUAACGAACAGCGUCAAGUUUUUGAUGAUGUUUUGAUGGCAGUAUAUGAUGAUAAUUGUGAAAAUAGAUAUAUUUAUCUUGACGGACCGGGAGGUAGUGGUAAAAGUUAUUUACAUAAUACAAUUAUUACAACUGUUGAAAGUCAGGGAUUGAUAGUUUUAUCAGUUGCAUGGACUGGUAUAGCUGCUAACCUUUUAAAAGGUGGUCGAACGUCACAUAAUAUGUUUAAAUUUCCUAUACCAAUUAAUGAAGAUUCAAAAUGUAAUAUUAGUGGAAUGUCAAAACAUGCAGAAAUUUUUAGAAAAGCCAAAAUUAUUAUUUGGGAUGAAAUAACAAUGGCACCUAAGUAUGCAUUACAAGCAAUGGAAUGUAUGUUGAGAGAUAUAACAAAAUGUAGUAAACCUUUUGGAGGUAAAGUUAUUUUGCUUUCAGGAGAUUUUCGACAAACUUUACCUAUUGUUCCUCACGGUAAUCGUACUCACAUUGUUGAGGUGUGUGUGAAAAAUAGUAGAUUAUGGCAACAUUUUGAGAGUAGAUCUUUACAUGCUAAUGUCAGAUUGAAUAAUGAUCAGAUCGAGUUUUCAAAUUGGUUAUUAAAUGUCGGUGAUGGUAAACCUACAAGUUCAUUUGAGAAAGAAAAUAAUGUUUUAGAAAUUCCAAAAGAUUUAAUUUCAAAUGGGAAUUUAAUUGAUGAAAUAUAUGGGUCUUCGAUAAGUCCAAAUGAUUCAUCUGUUUACUCCUCUUGUAUUCUUUCAUUAACUAAUGCUGAAGUAUUGGACAUGAAUGAAUGCAUUUUGUCAAGAUUAGAAGCAGAAGAAGUAGUUUAUUAUAGUAAUGAUUCACAUGUUGAUGAUGAUAAUCCAGAAAAUCUAAAUAAUCUCAUUCCAAUAGAAUUUUUAAAUAGUUUAACACCAGAUGGUUUACCUCCUCAUAAAUUGCCGUUGAAAGUAGGAUGCAUAAUUAUGUUGUUGAGAAAUUUGAAUUUGGCUCAGGGAUUAUGUAAUGGUACUCGAUUAGUUGUAAAAUCUUUAUUGCAGAAUGUAAUUUUGGCAGAAAUUAUUUCUGGAAAAUCUGACGGUGAAGUAGUUUUUAUUCCUCGCAUUGAUUUAUCGCCUUCACAAGACGCACCUCCUUUCAAAAUGGUCAGAAGACAAUUUCCAAUUAGACUUGCCUAUGCAAUGACUAUUAAUAAAUCUCAGGGCCAAUUAUUUGAUAAAGUAGGAAUAUAUUUACCAAUUUCAGCAUUUGGUCAUGGUCAAGUUUAUGUUGGUGGUUCUCGAGUUAAAUCUAAGGAAAAUUUAAAAAUUCUAGCGGUUAGUUCUGCAGUAUACAAAAAUUUAGAAUAUCCAGAAAAAUUGUAUGUCAAAAAUAUCGUUUAUCAUGAAAUACUUUGA